AUGGAGGCCAUCAAGAGAGAAAAACUGUUGUCACUCUCAAGCUCUGUGACGUUCUUGUUAGAAAAGAUUGUUUGUACUCAGCAGGUCGACGCGUUCCGGAUCAAGAAUGUUAACGCUUCACUUUCGAAAACCGUGAAGGAAACACUGGUGGAUCUUCAAGAUGUUCUUUAUUAUGCUAACAACAAACUCAUCCCAAAUCAAGAUAACAACGAAUUGCUGGAUAUGCUGAGACAUGAUGUUUUUCAAGUUGCCAAUUUGCUUGAAAACUCUGGUUUUUUACGGUAUGCUACCGUACUUACUGCAAAGCACCUCAAAAUUCAUUCUCGUUUAACUUUUUUCAUUCAACGGAUUAAGUCUAAAACGGACAAUUUAAAUCAAAUAUUCAAAGGCUUAAGUUCAAGUGGUGAUGAUGAGUCUUCUAUUUAUGGAAGACACUCUGAUAUUCAGAAACUGAAACAUCUUUUGUUGUCUACUGAUAGCAGAGUGAUUUCUAUUGUUGGUAUGGGAGGGAUUGGUAAAACAGCCCUCGCUAAACACCUUUACAAUCAUCCUCAAGUUAAGGACAAAUUUGAGUUCAAACUAUGGGCAGAUUUCUCAACUGAUGUUGAUGAUUUCAGUGUUUUUGAAAACAUUCUUCAAUCUAUUACUUCACAAACAGCCACAAGUAAUGAUACAAGUACCAUUUACCCUAAUUUUUUGCUGGUACUUGAUGGUGUGUGGGAUGCAAGAUCUGUCAAUUGGACAUUACUUAUGGAUAUCUUUAAUGCUGGGGAAUCACGAAGUAGGGUCAUCGUCACAACACGAGAUGAAAGAGUUGCACUAUCCAUGCAAAACUUUCUUUCUAUCCACUAUCUCAGACCCUUGAAAUUUGAAGAUUACUGGUCUUUACUUGCCAAACAUGCAUUUGGAGCACAUAACUACCACCAACGAUCCAAUCUAGAAGAAAUUGGCAGGAAAAUUGCAAGAAAGUGUCAUGGUUUACCAUUAGCUGCAGUAGCACAUGGGGCUCUUCUUCGCAUCUGGUCAAACCCGUAUUCUUGGAUUUAUGUGCUAGAAAGUCACGUUCGGGAUACAACUUAUGAGGUGCAACCUUCUCUCGAAUUGAGCUACAAUUUUCUUUCUGAUCCUUUAAAACGAUGUUUUCAAUAUUGUUCAAUUUUUCCAAAGAAGUCCAUCUUAGAAAAAAAGAUGGUAGUUCAGUUAUGGAUUGCAGCAGGCUUACUUGAAUCAGCGUCCACAGAUCAGGAAAAAGUUGGAGAAGAAUACUUUGAUGAACUAGUGUCAAGGUCAUUGAUACAUCGGUGGUCUACUGGUGAUGAGGAAAUAAACUUUGGAAUGCACAACUUCAUCCAUGAUUUAGCUUCAAAAGUUUAUUCUUCAUGUAGUAUCGGUAGGGACAAACAUAACCUAGAUGAUAGGAUGCAAAAUUUCUCAUACAGUAGAGGGACAUAUGAUUCAUAUGACAAAUUUGAUAAAUUAUACAGAGUAAAAGGUCUGCGUUCCUUUCUAGCAUUCCCAUUACUAGAACAAUUGCCUCUUGGUUUGCUAUCAAACAAGGUAGUGCAUGACUUGCUGCCAACAAUGAAACAAUUACGCAUGUUGUCUUUAUCAAGCUACAAGAGUAUCACCAAGGUUCCCAAGUCUAUUGGAAAUUUGAUAGAUGUUAGUUACCAAAUUGUGUAA
Vicia villosa (hairy vetch) is the source of this 1683-nucleotide messenger RNA. Its product is annotated as putative disease resistance RPP13-like protein 1. Gene Ontology annotation, molecular function: ADP binding. The transcript has a single exon. The record is from RefSeq and is a predicted model, not a curated record. Lineage: Eukaryota; Viridiplantae; Streptophyta; Magnoliopsida; Fabales; Fabaceae. Gene Ontology annotation, biological process: defense response to other organism. Bases 1 to 1683 code for a protein of 560 amino acids.